Messenger RNA from Saccostrea echinata, 1750 nucleotides. RefSeq lists its product as uncharacterized. Gene Ontology annotation, biological process: proprioception; taxis; sensory perception of mechanical stimulus. Bases 708 to 1613 code for a protein of 301 amino acids. Gene Ontology annotation, cellular component: sensory dendrite. The record is from RefSeq and is a predicted model, not a curated record. Lineage: Eukaryota; Metazoa; Mollusca; Bivalvia; Ostreida; Ostreidae. The transcript has 3 exons.
UAAUUCAGGCCUGUAUCUUAUCGUUUUCCUUAGCAACAGCGUUACCAUUGUGUUUCUAUCCUUUCAGGUACGGCUGUUCAUCAGAUACGGGGGCUUCAUCUUUUGUCUUUGAGGAAUUGGACAACGCUGGCCUCUUCCUUUUCUUCUGUUGUUAUCGGAAUGACAUGUGUAAAUACACAGUUUAUACGCGAUCGAAGCAGCAUUGAUCGGAGUGUAUAUAAAGCAGCAAUCUGCCACUUAUAAAAAAAAAAUAUCUGUGCUGCUGUGCCCGACAGAACACAUUAGCCUUGUCGUGUAAAGAAUUAAUUCAUUGAAGAAGGGAAGAGAAGAAGAGCCAAAAAGCAGCAUUAAUUUGUGACAAGCGUAGAAAGUUAGCAACACAGAAGGAAUGGACAGUGCUUCAAAUGAACAAACACAUCAAAGGAAACCGCUGCUUAAUCUCUCUCUGAUAGAUUUUAUACCAUUAGGAUUUCCACACAAAUUGACGGAAUUUGUCACAUAUAGGAAAAAGAGAGUUCGUACCUUGAUAAAUCAAUAUACUUUUGUGAAGGGAGUUGAAAAUUGACAGGUAUCUAAUCUUCAGAUCAAUGUAUGGUCACGGUAACAACAAUGUCCAUAAUUUCAGACUCACAGUGACCAUUUAACGAUGUUGGGGAGGCACUUGGAGUAAUUUUCUCACUUUUUUCACUGCCAUUCUCAUUUGCAAGAUGCAGGCAAUAUACGCCGGAGGGUCCACUCCUACCCCCUCCCCGCGUGUCCACAGAAAACAAUUUGGGUACGGUAGACCUGUUAUGCCAGGAUAUUCUUUUCCACACAAACAAUCUUCUCCUUUGCAUCAUAAGAGUACGUCUAAAGAUUCUGAGGACUCUUCGUCUAAGGAGACUAACUUCCGGGACUCUAUACCGGCUAUGUGUACGGCAGUGGCCUUUGUGUGCUUUAUAUGUAACAUCAUCAUGCCAGGAUUAGGUACUUUUCUUUCUGGUCUCAGUGUCCUUUGUGGUUCCAGAAUGAGGCUGAAGGACAACACGAAAUCCAAGGUGGUGCUGGUCAACUGUUGGGUGGCCUUUCUUCAACUCUUUACUACAAUCUUUCUUCUCUUGGGUUGGAUAUGGAGUAUUGUCUGGGGGACAUUAUUCCUCUCCUACACAGAUGAAUUCUAUAAGAUCAAAGAAAAGGAGAAAGAAAAGAGUGACCCAGAAAAAUUACAAGAGGAGCGUGUCAAACUCCCAGCUUCACCUGCAAAGCCACGUAACAACCCACAAACAAACUCAUCACCCAAGCCUUCAACGAAUGCGCAAGCUCAGAGAAUCCCGGUGCAACAGAUUCAACGUCAAAUUCCCUCGACGUCAUCAUCUAGUGAUCAUCAAAUCAUAACUUUACAAGAACUUCCUAACAUAAAUAGUGAGGAGACAGUGGCUUCGGAUCAACCUAUAAUGAAUGCUAGAACUCGCCAUCAAAAAAUUCUUCGACGGCAAAUGUCGGAUCAUGAUUUAUCUCCCUUUAAUUUAACCCAAGAGCAGUUAGAGGACAUUAUAAUCCACGCAGCCCCUGUUACCAGGGGUAAUAGGAUGACUAUAGAUGAAGCAAAUGAAGUUAGUCAGGAGAAAGGAUAAAAAUACUGGGCUGUGGAUCUUACCUUAUUAUGGUGCAAUAACUUGAACUUUUCAUGGAAUGAAUCGUACACAUAUAUUUCUAUUUACUGUAAAUAAUACGAAACAAAUUAUAUAUUAAAUGCAAAACUUGUUUUGAA